Messenger RNA from Dothidotthia symphoricarpi CBS 119687, 1866 nucleotides. Its product is annotated as UPF0061-domain-containing protein. The transcript has 2 exons. NCBI's taxonomy places the organism in Eukaryota, Fungi, Ascomycota, Dothideomycetes, Pleosporales, Dothidotthiaceae. The record is from RefSeq and is a predicted model, not a curated record. Bases 1 to 1866 code for a protein of 621 amino acids.
AUGGCGCACCUCGACAUUCCCCAAACAACCAGCUCGACUGGUGAGAAACAUUCCCUCAAAUCUCUGCCCAAGUCGAAUGUCUUCACGCAGAACCUCCCCGCCGACGCCGCCUUCCCCACACCAAAAGACUCGCACAAUGCGCCACGGCAAACUCUCGGUCCGCGCAUGGUCAAGGAGGCGCUCUACACAUACGUCCGGCCAGACCCCAUUGGAGAGGCCGAGCUGCUAGGCGUCAGUCAGCGCGCACUACAAGCCCUUGGACUCAACGAAGAGGAAGCGCAGAGUGAAGAGUUCAAGGAAGUCGUCUCGGGCAGCAAGAUCUUGACAUGGGACGCGGAGAAGCCAGACGAGGGCGUGUAUCCAUGGGCACAGUGCUAUGGCGGCUACCAGUUUGGACAGUGGGCCGGCCAGCUCGGGGACGGACGCGCCAUCUCGCUGUUUGAGGCCACCAACCCGUCGUCUGGCACCCGGUAUGAGGUACAGCUGAAAGGAGCCGGGCGAACACCCUACUCGCGCUUUGCAGACGGCCGGGCAGUGCUACGCUCGUCGAUCCGCGAGUUCGUCGUCUCCGAGUACCUGAACGCCAUCAACAUACCCACCACCCGCGCGCUAGCCCUCACCCUGAAUAAAGGCACCAAAAUCAUACGCGAGCGCGUUGAGCCCGGCGCCAUCGUCACACGCUUCGCACAGAGCUGGAUCCGCUUUGGAACCUUCGACCUCCAGCGCAAUCGCGGCGACCGCAACACCCUGCGCACCCUCGCCGACUACACAGCCGAGCACGUCUACGGCGGCUGGGACACGCUCCCCUCCAAACUGCCCUCAGGAACCGCAACAGAGACCCACGACCAGGUCCAGACAGGCAUAGCAAAAGAAACCAUCGAAGGCGACGCACUCGACCAGGAAAAUCGCUACACACGCCUCUACCGCGCCAUCCUCCGCCGCAACGCCCAAACCGUCGCAAAGUGGCAAGCAUACGGCUUCAUGAACGGCGUGCUCAACACAGACAACACAUCUAUCCUCGGCCUAAGCAUAGACUUUGGCCCCUUCGCCUUCCUCGACACAUUCGAUCCAGCCUACACGCCCAACCACGACGACCACAUGCUGCGCUACAGCUACCGCAACCAGCCCACAAUCAUCUGGUGGAACCUCGUGCGCCUGGGCGAGGCAUUCGGCGAGCUCAUGGGCGCAGGCGACCACGUCGAUGACGCCGUAUUUGUCGAAAAAGGCGUCAGCGAAGCGCACGCCCCCGAGCUCGUAAAUCGCGCAGAGAACAUCAUCGAGAAGUGCGGCGACGAGUACAAAGCCGUGUUCCUUGCUGAAUACAAACGCCUCAUGAUGAGUCGCUUGGGGCUGAAGACGCAAAAAGAUACCGAUUUCGAUGAGCUCAUGUCCGAGUUGCUCGACUGUCUCGAGCAGUUCGAGCUGGACUUCCACCACGCGUUCCGCAGGUUGUCUGCCGUCAAGUUGAACGAGCUGGACACGGACGAUGCGCGCAAAGAUGUAGCAGGCCGCUUCUUCCGCGCGGAUAAUGCGCCACGUCAGGAGGGCAAGGAGCGCGAGCGCAUCGGCGCGUGGCUUGGGAAAUGGGCUGCGCGCGCCAAGGAGGACUGGGGCAGUGAGUCGGAGGCUGAGCGUCAGGCUGCUAUGUUGGCUGUGAAUCCCAAGUUCGUGCCUCGCUCAUGGAUCCUCGACGAGCUCAUCGACCGCGUGGAGAAGAAACAUCAGCGCGAUAUCCUGCCGCAAAUCAUGAAGCUGAAUCUCAAUCCGUUCCAGGAAAGCUGGGACUGGGAUGCGGAUGAGGAGGAGCGGUUCUGCGGGGAUGUGCCCAAGUACAAGGGCAUGAUGCAGUGCAGUUGUAGCUCAUAG